CGGCCCAGGAGCCCACUGAACUGGAGUUCCUGGGGAACGUCAGGCUUAUGAAGGGGCCAUCUUCCCCCCAGGGGCUCUUGGCACAGAGUGACAGGAGCUUUGACCUUAGUGAACUGCAGGAGUUUGAGUGGAGCAGUGUCCAAGGAGACAAUGCCAGGAGCCCACCCGCUGAUGAUGGUGAGGAGCUAGAGCAUGAUGGGACACAGGAGGACCCAACCUCCCCAGCCCACUGGCACCCACAGAGAGACAGGCAGCUAGACAUGACUGAAGAGGAUGAGGACCGAGCCAGCUCAGGGGACGUGGAGAGACAGGAGGGGGACUGGGAGGCAGGGAGUGAAGGGGAGCUCUCUUUCGAGGGCCAGUAUGGCUCAGAGUACAGCACCAGCCCCGAUGCUCUGCGGGACGCCCAGGCUCUGUACGGGGACUACGGCAAAUCCUUCAGCUUCACCACGGACGGCAGAGAGGAGCUUUCGGGACACUCCGACGUCAGCCCGCCCCCCUCCAGCACCCUGCUGGAGCGCUCCCACAAGCCAAGCCAGAGAACGGGAGCUGAUGUCUUUGAAAGCCAGAGCCAACUCGGAGAGAGCCUGGAGUUCCCCGCAGAAACGGAGUCCUCGUCGCCCUCAAGCGGGCACCUGGACAGCCCCGAGCUGAGCCCGCUGGCUGAUUCCAGACACUGGAGCCUGAGCCGGAGCCUCCUGCAGCACCUGUCUGUGGAAGACCUUCAGAAUGCCCCGAGCAUCGACGCGGAGACCUUCCCAGAAUCCUCCUAUACUGAGAGCGUGGAGGACCCUCCCCGAACCAUCUCCAAGGCAACCUCUGCUGCUCGAGCUAGGGCAUCCCACCGCCGCCCUGUGCCUGCAGCCGAGCCUUCGGAGAGCUCAAGGCUCAAGGCAGCAGAGACUCCCCUUUCCCUACGGCAGGCUGGCAGCCAGCAGCAGGACAGGGCUCGGAAGCUGAAGAAGGCCAUUUCCCCAGCACUCCCUUCCAAGUUCAGCAGGCAGUCCAGGUCCCUGAGCCCUCGGGGGAACGCCAGUAAGCAGGCAGAGCGGUCUGGCUCGCCCAAGUCAGGCCCCACCAGGCCGUCCCUGGCUGCAGCCGAAGUCUCGCGAUACGGGCGAGGCCAGCUCAACUACCCGCUGCCGGAUUUGUCCAAGGUGGAGCCGCGGGUGAAGUUCCCAAAGGACGAUCAGAGUUACCGCCCUCCGCGGAGCAGGACUCUGCCCAUGAGGGCCAGGGGGUCAGCAAGCCCCGUGGUCUUCAAGUCUCCUGCGGAGAUCGUCCGGGAGGUGUUGCUGAGCAGCGCGGAGGGGUCCCCGCAAAAAUGCCCUACCCCUUCCACCACCAUGGUGCCUGAGGAGUUCAAGUCCCCGCAGCAAGCCACUGAGCUGGUGAAGCAGUUGCAGGAGGACUACCACAGACUGCUGACCAAGUAUGCUGAGGCUGAGAACACCAUUGACCGGCUGCGGCUGAGAGCAAAGGUGAGCUUGUACGCCGACCCGCCGAAGCCGAGCCACAGCGUUCACAUGGGGACCAUGGCCCAUGGCUCCAAGGUCAUGGCUUUCAGCAUCCCACAGAUCCAGACAGCAGAGUUCAGCACCACCCCCGCUCCAGCCCUGCCAGCAGGUCUGGACGAAGCUGUUCACAACUGGGGCAGCACGGAUGGGGACAGCUCCAGACCAAAUGCCAACGGAGGAAUCUGGAUGCACGCCACCUACCAGCAGCUGGAGAUACUGUCCAUCAUCGCUAGCCUAUGCUCCAGCUCCCAGGACUCCACCAUGGUGGUGGAAUCCUUCGAGGGACUGAUCCAAAUGGGAAGACUGACCCCGCAGGACCAGCUCUCGGGAUUUGCGAGGCUGAAGGACGCGCAGGAUGCUCUGGAGCGAGCGUAUCUGCAGGCCCGGGAAGAGAACCGUCUGCAGCAACAGCGCCCAGGCGCAGCGGGGCCCCUUGGGGACUUCGAUCCAGACAGAGCGGUGGAAGGGGAGAUAUUCCGCCUGGGAAUGCGCUUGGAGGAGCUGAAGGAUGGGAUUGACCGAGCGCUGCAGAGCCUGCCCUCCCCGAGGAGCUGCUCUGAGCCAGCCUUGCCUCCCAGCUGUUUGCCAACCCUGGUCUCAGAGCCGCCACUCUCCUCCCCAAGGCCAUCAGUUCAAGCCCCGAUCCCGGCCCUUCGCACUCCCUACCCUGAGGCCCCUGUUCCAAAGCAUGCCCGCGCCCAAGUGCAAGUGGACGCAGAGGUGAGUUCUGCGAGUGGCGAGACGGAGGAGGAGAGAGAAGAGCUUCCCGAGCCCCUUCGGCACAAGCAGCUUCAAGUGGAGAAGUUCUUCGGUAACCUGCUGGACCACUACAAUAGCUUCAAGUCCUUGCCUGAAUCUCUGAGCAUGGAACAGCUGGGUCUGGAAGAGAACGGCUCCCCACAGGAAGUGGAUGGCCCUGCUGCAGAAGAUGCUGGGAUGGCUGAGAGCCCUCACGGGAUGCUGUCAUUAAAGGAAGAGAGGACCCAUGUGACCACUCAGCCGCAGCCCCCGGAGAGGAGGUCGCACGCCCUGCAGCCAGGGGAACGCCGGCAGCUGGUCAGGAAGAGCAGUCGCUUGUCCUCUGUCCAGGGCGAGGAGUCCCUCCCUCGGAACAUGGCUAUUAAAGCCAGGCCCCAGGAUGCAAUCCCCAAGCCGUCCUUCGGGGAGCAGCAGGAGACACUGUCCCGCCAGAGCAGCAUGGUGGGCAGCGCCAUUUCUGAGCACCUUCCGCAGAAGCCUUUCCGUCAGGCAAAAUCCUCCCGGUCCGAGGAUCAACGCAUCGUGUCUCCAGAGACGGACAGUGGGUUUGUGGGGUCAGAGGCCAGCAGGGUGUCCCCGCUGACGCGCACCCCGGAGCAUCGCCCCUCUCGCACUGCGACCCCUGGCAUGCUGGGAAGAUCUGGCCCCACAUCCAGCCCUGCUGCCCUUCACACUUCCCUGCGGAAAGAGGCAGCCUCCCUGCCGUUGGAAAAGGAACUGCUGGGCAUGUACACCUCCGCCAGCCAGGCGCCCCCCAGAGGCAGUGCCCGGAGACACAGCCUGCCCCGGGGCAGCCCCUCCCCAACCAGCUCCCCUCCCCAGUGGACAAACAGCAUCACCAGCGAGGUGGGACCAGACGCAGACAUCACUCACACGGACUCCGAGGCAGAGCGGCACAGCAGGGCCAGCACUUCUGAUCACCAUCCCAGCAAAACUAGACGCCCACCCAGCUCCACCACCACAUCGCCUUCCCCAGUUCGGGCUCACCACGGCCUUCUGGGCUCCCGCGUGGAACGAGACCAGGCCAUCCGGGCUCUGCAGGACGAGGUCUCGCGGCUUCGGCAGCGGCUGGAGGAGAGUUUGCACCGAUCCCGCAGCUACCCAGAGGGAAAGUCAUCCCCGCGCACCGCUAGGAGCAGGAAGCAGCCCAUGGUGAACGGCCCCUCAGUCCAGAACUCAGGCCCCUUUGGCGAAUCCGCGGAAAGGAGCCCAGGCGAGUUUGGGGAGCCGGCUCCAGUGAUCAAGCCAGCGAGGCGGGUGAGGUCGGCAUCGCUCCCUCGGGAUGGGCCUGAACGGGACCUCACGUCGGAGUCAGACUGCCCCCCGCCGCGGGCUCGGGAUGGGAAGCCCAGGACAAGCUUCUCCUCCAGGCAGAGCUCUCCGAGGCCACUGACAUUCAAGGGCCAUUACACAGGGACGCGCUACCACUUAUCGGCCCCUGUGUCCCCAGAACGGAGGGAAGACACGGGCCCCACUUCCUGCCUCCAUUGCCAAGGGACCAGGACACAAGCUGGCAAUGCAUCAUCUGGGGACACCAUGAGACCCGCUCAGCAUAGCACUCCAAGGAAGACGCACUGUCCCACCUGCAACGGGACCAGGAGCACCCCUGUUUCUAAAACCAGGGACAAAGCAGCACAUGCGACAGGCCGCGGCACAGAGAGCGCACCUCAAGGCUCCGACCUCCGUCACAAACCCGAGAAGCCGCAGCAGCCUGGCCUCUGGUACCUGCCGGCCCCACCCCCUGGCACAGCUGUCAACUACAUCCCAACAGUGCCCCUGGUGCCUUACUCGCCCUCUGUGCUCUACUGUUCUCCACCACCACCUACCUCAGUCCCUGGCCCAGAUGGCCUGCCUGCCCAUUACUCCAGCCCGUACAGAGUGGCGGAGCUGAAGCCCUGGGCCACCCGGCAGCAAGCCCAUGGUCACCACCACUCCCUGAUGCUUGACUUCGACGACCUGGAGGACCUCAACUGGUCCCUGAGCCAGGCCGUGGAAGCCGCCAAGAGCAUGAAGCUCACCACCAAGCAAAUGAACAGGUCGCUGACCUCUGAACUGAGCAAGGCCAGGCGCCUGAGGGGAUCCUGCCUCUUCUGACAGAACCUGGGGGCGGCUUCCUCUGGGGCCUGGCGGGGACAGUUUGAGCCGGCAGGCUGAGCCUCUCCAAACAUCUGGAGAUAAGCCCCCCAGCAAACAUCUGGGGAACUGAUUUGCCAAAGAAUGACUAGACUGUCCCUCAGCUUCCCCCUCCUUCCCGUGGGGCUGCAGAGCCGUCCGCCGGCGCCUGAGGAGCCUGUGACACACUGGAGUCUCCACGCGGGAUCCGCGUUGGAAGCUAAACCUGCAGAGUCUCUCCACCCUUCUCCAGAGCCCCCUCAGCCCGCAUGUUACAGUUGCCUUAAGCCUCAAGCCUCUUUGCUCAGCAGGACCAGAGCUGCGGUUGCACUGGGGAUCUCACCUGCCCCUCUCCGCUUGGCCAGUAGCUUUCGGUGGUUGUUGGUUUUCUUAAAGGAUCAAAUUUGAAGAUGAAGGAAGACAGAGAAAACCUCGGGACACGUGACUAGGCAGCUGCCCUGGCCUCCCAGGGGCCUGAGACUCGCACUUUAGAAUCCCCCCGGCCUCGUCCCUAGAGAGCGCUCUACUUUUAAGUAACGUUUUAACUCCCCUUCUCCUUCUCCCCAUUGGCCAGCUUGGAGAUGGACCCCGGCCAAUGGCUUACCAUCGCACUGUGAGUUCCCUCCCCUAGCCCUUGCAGAAAUUCCCACUUGGGCCUUACCCCACCUUGCGUUGCUAAAUCAAUCCAUUUCCCUGUGGCUCUGUCCCAAUACACCACGUCAUAGGACUGCUGUGGCACAGCCUAGCUGGGACAAGCUCGGUUUACAAGCCGAGUCUUUUCUAGCGUCGCUCUUGUUUUGUGUAGGCCCUAUCAGAAUAAGGGUGGAGCUUCCUUUGCAGCAAAGGUUACCUCAGAGUGCUUGUGCCACGGACAGGGUACAGGUCUCUAUUUUAAUACGUUCAUCGCAAAGGGGAAUAGAGGAGGAUCAGGUGUUUAUGUGGAAUUUUAUUGUUUUUUCUGGCUGUUGUUGCUGGUGUUAUGUUGGCAUCGGAGGGGACGGGAGAAUCAAAAGGGCUUUGCUUCCGCAGUCUGGAACUCAGCUUGGCUGGGGAUUCAAGAGGCUUGUUCACCUUCUCCUCUUUCUCUUUCUCUAUCAUCUCUCCUCCCUGUCUGCCAUUUCUGGCUUUGCUGGGAGGGCAGAGGAAGCACAAACGGUCAGUUUCCUUUUCUGUUUCUAAGGCCUGAUCCUGAGAGGCAUCGAGCACUCUCUUGCUUCUCCUUGAAUUUGAGAGAAGCCACAGGAGCUCAGCACCUCUUGAAGGUCAGCCACGCGGUUAGGUCCCCGCACUGAUUCUCCUGGGCUAGCCCAAUGCUGCUGGUCCGGGAGCUGGCCAAUGCGGCGUUAGUUUUUGUUUUAACCUUGUUUUCAUUGGCACUUAUUUUGAACUCUCACAACCAUUUCUAUGGAGAUGAACACCCGAACCUGCAAUCAGAUCCACUAGGGUGCAGCCCCCUCCUCCCUCCCCCCCCUUGACAAGAGCUGGUAGAAAAAUAUGUAAGUACGUGUCACGCAAAAAUAUGUAAGUACGUGUCAUUUUCUCGACAUUUUUUAGUGAAAAAUGUUAACAUUUUCCCACUUUUCACUGGAAAAAAAUCUACAGCCGGAAAUCUUUCCGGUUUUGGUUCUUCCCUCUUUCUUUCUCCUUCUUUCUGUGUUGCCACUGAAGAGGCAGAGGAGGAAGGAAAAAAGAAAGCAAGCGCUAGAGGGAUCAAUAAUUGAAAAUUUUUAAGCCAAAAAAAAAUCUUGUUCAAAAGUUGGAAAAUUACAACCACCACAUAUCUGCAAAAAUGUUCAGUUUUUGGGGGGGGAGUGGGGGAAGGUGAUUUUUUCAUUGGAAUAAAAAUUCAGAUGAAAAAAUUUCAGCCACUCUAUUGACAUCAGUAAGGUUUUUGCAUGGGUGUAGGAGUCUGUCUUUCUGUCCAUCAGUCUGUCCGUCCAUUCCCAUAAUAACCAUCUCUCUAUCUAACUAUCAUCUGAUUUCAGGAUUGUCAUCUAGGUUUGUAAAUCCCCUCUUACAAAAAAAAAAGUUUGAGCCAAAAUUGGACACUGUCCCUUUAAAACCACAGACCUUUCUGCCAACUUAGAUUUAGGGUUUGGCUUCUAUCAAGCUGUUUGAUCCCCUUAAAGAAGCGCCUGUUUGCAUGUUGAUAUUUUUAAUGGAACAUUUCUCAU
This is a messenger RNA of Terrapene triunguis (Three-toed box turtle), 6562 nucleotides long. RefSeq names its product AT-hook transcription factor (gene AKNA). The record is from RefSeq and is a predicted model, not a curated record. Gene Ontology annotation, cellular component: centrosome. Bases 48 to 4370 code for a protein of 1440 amino acids. NCBI's taxonomy places the organism in Eukaryota, Metazoa, Chordata, Testudines, Emydidae. Gene Ontology annotation, biological process: neuroblast delamination; neuroblast division in subventricular zone; epithelial to mesenchymal transition. The transcript has 21 exons.